AUGAGCUUGAGUACCCAUUACUUAGCUUGUCGAAAGGGAGAUCUGUCGACAAUCGAACAAAUUCUACCCAGUUUAUCUCUCGACGAAAUAAACCAGAUCGAGCCUAAUGGGAGCACAAGUCUACAUGCAGCUUGCUUCUUUAACCAUCCUCAAAUCGUCAAGCUGUUGCUUAAACAUGGAGCCUCAAGGACGGUAUUGAACAAGUAUGGAAACACACCUCUGCAAGAAGCGAUCACCGACGAGAUUAAAGAACUCUUUUAUCGCAAAGCAGCUGAUGCCCAGGGGCGGUUUACAACUGAUCUUACCCCAGAUGCGAUGGAAUGGGUAUCUGUGGAAAAUGGCAUAUACGGUUGGCGGAAUAAACAAAAAAUAUCUGGCAUGAAUGUAGUUAAAGCCGCUGAUUGUAUUACUCAUGAUAAACGUUUUUGUAAUGCGGCUGAUAUGAAUAAGAUCAAGUACUUUCUUGACAAAGCAAGACAGACGCAAGAUCCGCAUUGGCUACUGAAGGCCUACACGGCCGGAGCAGAUUUGUGCCGAUCUAUUAACAAAAGCCUGGCAAGCAGUCCAUCGGACAUCUAUGCAUCCUUUAUGGAAGAAGACUUCUACUCAUUUGUUGGCUGCUUCUUUCAUCAUGAAGCCUUAAAGAAGUAUCGAUAUAGUGGAAAGUGCUAUCGUGGCCUGAAGUUGGCUAGAGAAGAUUUUGAAAGUAACUACAAGCCUGGCGGGCAACUCUUGAUAAAGCCAUUCAUGUCGACAUCAAAGCAGCUUCGUAGUGUAGCUGAGAAUUUUGCGUUAUCUCCUUCCGAUGAUCCAAAUACACUUUCUGUUCUAUGCAUUUACACGAUACCAGAACGUACACUCUUGUUUCGUGACAACGUGGCUUUGGACAUAUCCUCUAUCUCCGAGUACCCACAUGAACAAGAAGUCCUUAUCUUACCAUAUACUUCGUUGACAAUUCUAACCGCCAGUCAUGUCUUAUCUGGGCUCAUAGAAAUUGAAUUUGAAUGGUUUUCUUUCAUGCAAUAUCAAAAGUGA
Molecule: messenger RNA, 1035 nt
Organism: Rotaria socialis
Lineage: Eukaryota; Metazoa; Rotifera; Eurotatoria; Philodinida; Philodinidae
Source: the annotation of a GenBank genome assembly